Molecule: messenger RNA, 2472 nt
Organism: Candoia aspera
Lineage: Eukaryota; Metazoa; Chordata; Lepidosauria; Squamata; Candoiidae
Gene: SLC10A7
Product: solute carrier family 10 member 7
Exons: 12
Coding region: 305-1342 (345 amino acids)
Cellular component (GO): plasma membrane
Source: RefSeq, a predicted model, not a curated record
GCGUGGCAGGCUUGCUGCCCUCGCGCCGCCUUCUUGCCUUCCAAAGCGAGGACAAGUGCGUGCGAGUCUAUUAGCAGUCGCGUGGUAGCGAUGGCGGCUUUCAGAGACCCUGUUCCUGUCACUGGAUACUUACUACCAGCGGCGGCGGGAGCGGCGUUUAACUGCUUUGGCUGCGGCCGCUGGCACGUUGCGGAGCCGGUCUGCAGGAGGGGCCAGAGGGAAGUCCUGACCCACUCUCCUCCCGCCCUCCUUCCCCCUCGCUCGCAGCCCCCGAAGUCCCUCGGCGAGCCCAGCCGCCGCUGCCAUGGGCAUUCUCGACAGGCUGAGGAAGGACUGGUUCAUCCUGGGGAUCGUCCUGGUCAUCACCCUCGCCAAGCUGGAGCCGGCCUUUGGGGUGAAGGGGGGACCAUUGAAACCAGAAAUCACUAUCACAUAUGUAGCUGUCUCUGCUAUAUUCUUUAAUAGUGGGCUGUCCCUGAAAACAGAGGAGCUGACAAGUGCUUUGAUGCAUGUGAAAUUGCAUCUUUUUGUACAGAUCUUCACACUUGUAUUCUUCCCAACAGCUAUAUGGCUAUUUCUUCAGCUCCUAUCUAUUACAUCUAUAAAUGAAUGGCUUUUAAAAGGUUUGCAGACAGUAGGCUGUAUGCCUCCUCCUGUAUCUUCAGCAGUGAUUUUAACUAAAGCUGUUGGGGGGAAUGAGGCAGCUGCUAUAUUUAACUCAGCCUUUGGAAGUUUUUUGGGCAUUGUUAUAACUCCUUUGCUCCUACUGCUUUUUCUUGGAUCCUCCUCUUCUGUGCCUUUUUCAUCUAUAUUCUCACAGCUGUUCAUGACUGUUGUAGUUCCACUCAUAAUUGGACAGAUUGUCCGAAGAUACAUCAAGGAAUGGCUUGAGAGAAAGAAGCCUCCAUUUAGUGCUAUCAGCAGUUGUGUGCUCUUGAUGAUCAUCUAUACAACAUUCUGUGAUACUUUCUCUAAUCCAAAUAUUGAUCUUGAUAAAUUUAGCCUGAUCAUAAUAGUUUUUAUAAUAUUUUCAAUUCAGCUGGGAUUUAUGAUGUUAACUUUCUUCUUUUCUACAAGAAAGAGUUCUGGCUUCACACCAGCAGACACAGUGGCUAUUAUUUUCUGUUCUACACACAAAUCUCUAACCUUGGGUAUACCAAUGCUGAAGAUAGUAUUUGAAGGCUACAAGCAUCUGUCCUUAAUUUCAGUCCCUUUACUUAUUUAUCACCCAGCCCAGAUCCUCCUUGGCAGCAUUUUGGUACCAACAAUAAAAUCUUGGAUGAUUUCUAGACAAAAGGCACUAAAAUUAACAAGGCAGCCUAAAGUACCAGUGAAAGUAUAAUGAAACAGCCCCGUGAAUGUAUAUGUGUCCUGUUUUGUACAUACAUAGAGACAAUUCGAAGAUGAUCAUAUAUGAAUGUUGCCUCAAUACUUACUUUAUUUUUAUAGAUACAAAUAUAUUUAAAAUACCUACUGAAGUGCCUUAAAAUACUUUUACAAAAGCAUUGAUUCCAAAAUCAGAUGGCUGGUCAUAAUAAGAGGUUGCACUCAAACUUUGCGUUCAUUCAGUUUUAUUUCUCUUCCUGAGUGAAUCAUUCUAGCAGUGAAACUUUAAAGCUUCCAUCAUCACAUCUCAGUGGCACGAGUCAAUCCACUAAGUGUUCCUCUUCUAUAAGCUUUAUUGCAAUGAAUGAAGACCAAAUUGGACCUGCUUUGCAUUGGUUGUCCUAAUCAUUCAUAAACAUGCUAUGUGUUUUCCUGGGCACUACCUUCUUCUGGCUCAUGCAGGAAAUAAUUUCUGAAUAUUUAAUUAAGAAAUUAACUUGAAUUUUUGUGAUUCUGUAACACCCCCAACCAUUAUCCACUCAUGUUUGUGACAUGCCUUUUUCUUCUGAGUUUGUAUACAUUCAGCAUGGGGCCAUCCUUUGGAGAGAAACAGAAGCAUUCAUUAUUUGCAUUUGUUGACACAGUUCUCCACACAUUCCGUCAAAAUUAAUGGUCCCUCAAGAUAAUUCUGAUCCAUUUUUAUGGUGCUGUGGCAUUGUAUAUCUAACUGUGAGCUUCCUCAAAGACAAGGCUGUGGUUAUAGUAGUAAGGAAAUACCAGUGAUUACAAGCACAGCUGGAAGAGUGUUUUUAUUAUUACUAUAGUUUACUAAAUCAGAUCAUCCUUUUUUUUCCCUUGUGCAAGACACCCCACCCAAUAGUAACAGAAAAAUAUUAAUAUUGCAGUGGUCACUUUAUUGCCACAUACAAGUUUUUCAGUGCUAUAUUGUUCAAUAUCCCAUGAGCAGCAUGCAAAAAUUAAUGAGAUUGAAAGACUGCCCCCCUCAAGCAAGCAAAGAUGCAUGGAUUCUAUAGAAAUGUAAGCAGCACUGGUGUAUUUCUUGUUAACCUGACAAUCAAAGUUUAAGGGUGAUUUUUUUAAUUCUUUACCUUUUAGGAGAGAUACUGAUUAAUACUUAUAUUUGGA